Messenger RNA from Xylaria bambusicola, 2787 nucleotides. RefSeq names its product transmembrane amino acid transporter. Gene Ontology annotation, biological process: amino acid transmembrane transport. Gene Ontology annotation, cellular component: fungal-type vacuole membrane. The coding region runs from base 479 to 2101 and encodes 540 amino acids. The transcript has 5 exons. Gene Ontology annotation, molecular function: L-glutamate transmembrane transporter activity; L-lysine transmembrane transporter activity; L-serine transmembrane transporter activity. Lineage: Eukaryota; Fungi; Ascomycota; Sordariomycetes; Xylariales; Xylariaceae. The record is from RefSeq and is a predicted model, not a curated record.
UACUUACUUAAGUAUACUUAUACUUCCAAGGUUAACUAGCAUGUAAUGUAAUGUACAGUACCUACAUCCAGCAGAGAUGGCUUGAUCCAGGGCACGAGUUCAUGUCCGCCUCAGAUGUGAUUUCAGCUUCAAUCACGAAGACCUACACUCUACUCUCGCCAUAGACGCCCAACCUUGAUCGACCUACUGCGCACGACCCCGUUUUGCAUGCGCGAUUCAUUCAUUGUGUAUAUAGCCCUUUCCCGCCGCCUCGGGAUCCUGCAGCGCUCGCUCUAUUCAUUGUUGCCUGUUCCACCAACCAACAGUCGGUCAACGGUCAAUUAGAAAGGUGUCGCGUGUUUACCGACGAGGAACCCGCGGCCAUCUCGCGAUUCCAAUCAUUGCCGCGCUACGUCACAAUACCUAGACUAAUAUCGACAUCGGAGACGAUAGCUAGCCCGACUCGAGCCCUCUGUUAGAGGCUGGUCCUCUCUGGGAUAUGCCGAAUUAUUCGGCCAUCACACAUGGGGCCACUACCUCGACCGCUGGCACCAGUGCGUCCGACGACAUGACCAGAACUCGGAAAGGGAAGCCUCACCCCAAAGAUGGCGGUGGGGGAUCUGCUACCAUGUUCAGCAGCGUCACCAACUUGCUCAACACUAUCCUCGGCGCUGGCACCCUAGCCAUGCCCUCGGCCCUCUCACACUUUGGUAUGGUUCUUGGCGUCAUCGUCAUCCUGUGGUCGGGAUUCACCUCGGCGUUUGGACUUUACCUUCAGUCACGCUGUGCUCGAUACCUCGAUCGCGGCUCGUCAUCCUUCUUCGCGCUUUCGCAACUCACGUAUCCAAAUGCCGCCGUUAUCUUCGAUGCCGCGAUAGCCAUCAAGUGUUUUGGAGUGGGGGUCUCGUACAUGAUCAUCAUAGGAGAUUUGAUGCCAGGUGUUGUGGAAGGCUUUGAUAGCAGCGCAACAUCAAUAGCCUACCUCAUGGACCGAAAUUUCUGGAUUACUGUCUUCAUGCUGCUUAUCAUUCCUUUGAGCUUUCUUCGCCGUUUGGAUUCGCUCAAAUACACGAGCAUCAUCGCUCUGAUCGCUAUUGGAUACUUGAUUGUGCUUGUAGUCUAUCAUUUUGCUUCUGAUACUCUGGCACCAAGGGACAAGAUCCGGGUCAUUCAAUGGGGCGGACCCGUUGAGGCCCUCGCUAGUUUGCCCGUCGUCAUUUUCGCCUAUACUUGUCACCAGAAUAUGUUCUCGAUUCUUAACGAGAUCAAGAAUAAUUCUCCGAAAAGUAUACUUGGCGUGAUCUCUACCAGUAUUGGCUCUGCUGCCAGCGUCUAUAUUCUGGUUUCAAUUACUGGUUACUUAUCGUUCGGUAACGAUAUUACUGGUAACAUUGUUUCGAUGUACCCACCAUCAAUCGCUUCUACCAUUGCAAAAGCUGCUAUUGUCAUUCUUGUUACCUUUUCGGUGCCUUUGCAAGUACAUCCUUGCCGAGCGUCUGUCGACGCUGUGCUUAAAUGGCGUCCAAAUGCCAUUGCGGGCACCCAAGGUCGAACAAGCUCUCCAAACAGCAGAUUACUGCUUCCAACAACAACGCGCUCAGAUCACGGCUCUUCAGCACCAAUGUCAGAGUUGCGCUUCGCUAUUCUGACAACGAUUCUCCUCGUGCUAGCCUACACUGUGGCACUAACGGUUACCUCGUUAGAGAGAGUCCUGGCUUACGUGGGAUCCACCGGAAGUACUGCGAUUAGCUUUAUCCUUCCUGGUCUCUUUUAUUACAAAAUUUCUGAUCCGGACUCUAUUCACCACCAGCGGCUUGUGAAAGAAGACGACGACGCGUUAUCAGUAGCUGCGUCUGAUGACGAUGACGACGAUGUUAACAACGAAAGUGGUGACGGCCCACUAAGCGCGAGUAUCUCGAGCAUCCGCAGUGGUGCAAGCGGCGCUAACAUAAAACCGAAAGGUCACAAAUCGCCAUGGCGAUGGCGCACAAAAUGGAGAUGGGAUAUGGAGCACCUUGAUCCAGUUCAUCUCAGAAGGGCAUCGUUAGGCUUGGCCCUUUAUGGUUUUUGUGUCAUGCUGGUAUGCUUGGCCAUGAAUUUGGUGGGCACGCAUGCUCAUUGAAAACCAUCCGGGAAACUGCUCUGAGUAGCUCUAGGCGUCAUGAACAGGACGUACCGAAACCGAGUAUAUCCGCAAUGGAGGACUAAAUGUUUACAUAUCAGGCGCUAAUGCAUUUUAUGGCUGCUUACUAUCAUUACGCAUUUUUGGCGUCUUGGAUUCUUUGCUUUCUGUCACUUCUACUUUCCACGUACAUAGCCUGCUACAUACCAGAAAAUAUGAGCCAAUAAAAGUAAUUCCCACUCGGUUUCCUCGGCUGAUUCGGGGCUGUUUCCGCUCACUUCGGGAGCCAGGUGUGGCCGGAUAUGCUCAUUGCUUAUAGUCAUUUGACAACUCGCUUUUAUCUCAUUGUAUCUUACAACGCAAAUAUCCAGAUAACAACAAUACAGGGGCGUACGGGGAAGAAGGUGCUGAUCUACGUCUUAGAUUGACUUGAUUCAAAGAAAUAUAUGUCAGCAGAAGUAUAAGCCGUUGACCUGAAUGGGGGUUUAGACGCAAACACCGUAAAGGCGACAAGAUCAGGUUAAGAUGCAUUCUUAUUCUCAUGAGAGGGGGCUACAUAACAAUUCCAUCAAACAUCCAAAUCAUUCAUAUCUCAUAUCUGCCAAAAAAAAAAAAAAAAAAAAAAAAAAAAAAAAAAAAAAAAGGGGACGGUAAAAGGAAAUUAUAAACAACAAAAAAAAAAAAAC